Messenger RNA from Staurois parvus, 540 nucleotides. Lineage: Eukaryota; Metazoa; Chordata; Amphibia; Anura; Ranidae. The record is from the annotation of a GenBank genome assembly.
GGCGGGCGCCGGACCCCCAGGUGGAGCGACAGGUCUCGGGCCCUUAGGCGGAGCGGCGGGCGCCGGACCCCCAGGCGGAGCGACAGGUCUCGGGCCCUCAGGCGGAGCGGCGGGCGCCGGACCCCCAGGUGGAGCGACAGGUCUCGGGCCCUCAGGCGGAGCGGCGGGCGCUGGACCCCCAGGCGGAGCGACAGGUCUCGGGCCCUUAGGCGGAGCGGCGGGCGCCGGACCCCUAGUUGGAGCGAUAGGUCUCGGGCCCUCAGGCGGAGCCGCGGGCGCCGGACCCCCAGGUGGAGCGACGGGUUUCGGGCCCCCAAGCGGAGCAGCGGGUCUCAGGCCCCCAGGCAGAGCGGCGGGCACCGAGUCACCAGGCACGACAGUGGGCUCCAAGUCAACUGGCAAGACUGCGAGCACCGAGCCAACUGGCGGAACAGCGGGCUUCGAGUCGUCUGGCAAGACUGCGGGCACCGAGUCGUCUGGCAGGACUGCGGGCACCGAGUCGUCUGGCAAGACUGCGGGCACCGAGUCGUCUGGCAAGAC